Messenger RNA from Fraxinus pennsylvanica, 1377 nucleotides. Lineage: Eukaryota; Viridiplantae; Streptophyta; Magnoliopsida; Lamiales; Oleaceae. The record is from the annotation of a GenBank genome assembly.
AUGGGAACCCGCAACCAAGAACCCUUUGAAUAUCCUUCCAUCCAAGACCUAAAGGUCACACUCCAAGACUCGACCCUAAUUUUUCCAUCCCAUGAAACUGAAAAAAAAUCCAUUUUUUUGUCCAACAUAGAUCAAAUUCUCAAUUUCAAUGUCCAAACAGUUCAUUUCUUCCCCGCUAACCCAGAUUUCGCACCGGAAGCUGUGGUCCGUAGGCUCAAAACUGCACUUGCGAAACUGUUAGUGCCGUACGAUUUCAUGGCGGGAAGGUUGAAACUGAACCACCAGACGCGCCGGCUGGAGGUGGAUUGCAAUGCUGCCGGAGCAGGCUUCGUGGUGGCUUCCUCUCAGUUUUCACUCGAUGAGAUUGGGAACUUAGUUUAUCCCAAUCCAGCCUUUGGGGAGCUUAUUGUUCAAAGCUUGGAUAACUUGGAAGCAGAUAAUCAACCACUUUGCAUUUUUCAGGUGACAUCAUUUAAAUGUGGUGGUUUUGCAAUGGGCAUAUCUACCAAUCAUGUCAUGUUUGAUGGGAUAAGCUUCAAAAAUUUCUUAGAAAACCUUGCUUCCCAAGCUUUUGAUGACAAACCCAUGGCUAUCGUCCCGUUCAAUGACCGUCGCCUCCUUGCCGCCAGAUCUCCGCCCCUCGUCACAUUCCCCCACCCCGAAUUGCUCAAGCUCGAGCUUCCGAUCAGCGAAGACUCAAUCCCUUCAGUGUUUGAUUCUCAACAGGAGCAUCUUGAUUUCAAAAUCUUUAACCUAAACUCUGAUAACAUAAGUUACUUGAAGGAGAAGGCAAAGAUCAAUGGUCCCAAUGAAAUCAAAAAGAUCACCAGCUUCAAUGUAGUCACAGCCCUUAUCUGGCGGUGCAAGGCCUUGUCAUCAGGUAAUAAUAGUGAAAGGUUAUCUACUGUGCUUUAUGCAGUUGAUAUUAGGUCAAGAUUGAAGCCACCAUUGCCAUUUUCCUACUGCGGGAACGCGGUACUAAGUGCUUACGCGUCGUCAAUCUGCUCAAAACUCGAGGAUGAGCCCUUCUCGAAGAUCGUGGACAUGGUAUCUGAGGGGGCUGGCAGAAUCACUGAUGAAUAUGCAAGAUCUGUAAUAGAUUGGGGAGAGAUCUAUAAAGGGUUUCCCAAUGGUGAGUUUCUGAUAUCUUCUUGGUGGAAAUUAGGGUUAUCUGAAGUGGAGUAUCCAUGGGGGAAACCGAGGUACAGUUCUCCAGUGGUGUGCCACAGAAAAGACAUCAUUUUAUUGUUUCCUGACAUUAGUAAUAAUGGAUCAAACAACAAAAAUGGGAAUGGAGUUAAUAUCUUAGUUGCAUUGUCUCCUAAGGAGAUGGAGAAAUUCCAAACCCUCUUUCACAAGUUCUUGGCAUCAGAAUAA